Molecule: messenger RNA, 1356 nt
Organism: Acanthopagrus latus (yellowfin seabream)
Lineage: Eukaryota; Metazoa; Chordata; Actinopteri; Spariformes; Sparidae
Product: T-cell acute lymphocytic leukemia protein 1 homolog
Exons: 3
Coding region: 526-939 (137 amino acids)
Biological process (GO): regulation of transcription by RNA polymerase II
Molecular function (GO): DNA-binding transcription factor activity, RNA polymerase II-specific; protein dimerization activity; RNA polymerase II cis-regulatory region sequence-specific DNA binding
Source: RefSeq, a predicted model, not a curated record
CUGUAUAGUAACUAGUAACUAAAGUAAUCAGAUAAAAGUAGUGAAGUAGCAGAAAAUAAAAACUCAAGUAAAAGUGAAAGAUAAAGCUACUGAGUAAAUGUACUUAGUUACUUUCCUUCACCCCCCGCGGGACCUGUUGAUGUUGAUUAUGAUUAUUGACGCAUUAAUGUGUUCAUUACUUUAAUGUUGCAGCUUAACGACGUCACCACUGACUAUUUACAAACAUCUGUAACAACACAUCACCAAUUAGUGUGUGUAUGUGUGUGUGUGUGUGUCUGUGUCUGGGGGUCGUGACGGAGGAGGAGGCGCCGGAAAACACGACUCCCGCGGGGGUCUGCCCCCCGCGUCUGGCUUUAAUGGGCGUGUCGUAAUUAAUGGGGUCUCCAUGGAAACGACGCCUCACGACCCGCGGCCCAGUAUAAAGCGGCGGCGGGACGCGCAGAGGACACUGCAGCUGCGGACCGUCCACUUGUCUGCUGCCCCGGAGCCGCUGAACCGAACCAGGACAGUCCUGCACGAGACAUCAUGCACCCGAACACCUCCAACAGGGAUCCAGAUCGAUGCAUCGUGAUGUCACACACAUCAGCUCCAUGUGACGGUUCUCGUCCCUGUGGCGUCCGUCGGAUCUCCACCAAUGGCAGGGAGCGCUGGCGGCAGCAGAACGUUAAUGGAGCGUUCACUGAGCUGCGGCGUCUCAUCCCCACACACCCCCCCGACAGGAAGCUCAGCAAGAAUGAGAUCCUGCGCCUGGCACUCAGGUACAUCAACUUCCUGGACCAGCUGGUGAUGGACCAGGACCUCAUGGUGGCCCCCCGAAGCCAAUCGGGGAGCUUGGAGCAGGAAAACGGGCUGUCACCAAACUCCAGCUGUGAGAGUUCCCUGGACGGAGAAGGUCUGAUGGAGGAGCAGCACCUCCACCUGCCAACCUGCUACAGCUGAGCAGAGACCAGCAGGACGAGUCCAUCCAGGCUGAUCCAGCAGAAACCAGGACAAGUAAAACUUGAAACAACGUCUGUUGUUGUUGAGCGGUAUGGUCCUUUACAGACCACAUGUUGUAGUGUUGAACUGUGACUCAGUGAGAAACAGAGGAGCUCUUGUGAUAUUCACAUGAUCAGGUGUUAUUAAUGAACUCUUGUUUACCUGCUUUCAUAUGAAGCAGGUGUGUGUGUUUAUAUUCUGUCAGAGAAGAAGAAGUUCUGCUGUGUCAGCAGAAGAAUCAGUGACCAGAUCCAGUUUCUUUCAUUUAAAGGAACUUUUGGUGCUUUAAUGAUUUUAAUGCUUCUGUUAAAAUAUCUUCUUGUUGUCAUGUUUGGAAGAAACGUUCCUGUGAGGAUCAAUAAAAGUCAUUCAGCUUCU